Molecule: messenger RNA, 3709 nt
Organism: Pygocentrus nattereri (red-bellied piranha)
Lineage: Eukaryota; Metazoa; Chordata; Actinopteri; Characiformes; Serrasalmidae
Gene: dcaf5
Product: ddb1 and cul4 associated factor 5
Exons: 9
Coding region: 135-2522 (795 amino acids)
Biological process (GO): negative regulation of fatty acid biosynthetic process
Cellular component (GO): cytoplasm; Cul4-RING E3 ubiquitin ligase complex
Molecular function (GO): protein binding
Source: RefSeq, a predicted model, not a curated record
GCCAGCUGGGCCGCUGACGCCAUCACGCAGCGCAGAGCGUGCGCGAGCAGGAAGCGAUGGUGGAGCGAGAGCGGCUUCAGCGCAGAAUAAACACACGCGCAUAGCGGGAGAGAGAGCGCGAGACAGAUGUGUGUAUGAUGCGUCCAGUGCGCGGCUGCGGGAUGCGCUGCUCCGUGGGCUUCCUGCAGCGCCGCAGUCUGGUUGGCUGUGAGCUGCUGAAGACGGAGUUUCAGCGCCGCAGGCUGGACGGCUGCUGCAACCUCUACAGGACGGACAUCCUGGGUCACUACGGCUGUGUGAACGCCAUCGAGUUCUCCAACAACGGCGGACAGUGGCUGGUGUCCGGUGGAGAUGACCGGCGGGUGCUGCUGUGGCACAUGGAGAAGGCCAUCCACUCCCGAGCCAAACCGGUCAAACUGAAGGGGGAGCACCUGUCCAACAUCUUCUGCCUGGCGUUCGACAGCACGAACACGCGGGUUUUCUCUGGAGGUAACGACGAGCAGGUGAUCUUACACGAUGUUGAGCGCGGCGAGACACUGAACGUGUUUCUCCACGACGACGCCGUUUACGGUCUGUCUGUCAGCCCUGUUAACGACAAUGUGUUCGCCAGCUCCUCCGACGACGGCAGAGUUCUGAUCUGGGAUACACGAGAGCCGCCGCACGGAGAACCGUUCUGCCUGGCCAAUUAUCCGUCCGCGUUCCACAGCGUCAUGUUUAACCCUGUAGAGCCACGUCUGCUGGCCACCGCCAACUCUAAAGAGGGGGUUGGGCUGUGGGACAUCCGAAAACCACGCAGUUCUCUGUUGCGAUACGGGGGCAGUUUGUCCCUGCAGAGUGCGAUGAGUGUGAGGUUUAACAGUGCAGGGACGCAGCUGCUCGCCCUGCGCCGCCGUCUGCCCCCCGUCCUGUACGAGCUCCACUCUCGCCUGCCCAGCUUCCAGUUCGACAACCAGGGCUACUUCAACUCCUGCACCAUGAAGAGCUGCUGCUUCGCCGGGGACCGAGACCAGUACAUUCUGUCUGGCUCGGACGACUUUAACCUCUACAUGUGGAAAAUCCCCAAAGACCCCGAAGCAGGUGGUCCAGGUCGUGUGGUGAACGGGGCCUUCAUGGUGUUGAAGGGUCAUCGCUCCAUCGUCAACCAGGUCCGCUUUAACCCGCACACCUACAUGAUCUGCUCCUCCGGAGUCGAGAAGGUCAUCAAGGUGUGGAGUCCGUACCAGCAGCCGGACAGCGUCGGUGACUUGGAAGGUCGUGUUGAGGAUAAAUCCCGUUCUCUCUACACGCACGAGGAGUACAUCAGCCUGGUGUUAAACAGCGGCAGCGGCCUUUCGCACGACUACGUCAGCCAGUCCAUGCAGGAGGACCCGCGGAUGAUGGCCUUUUUCGACUCGCUCGUCCGCCGCGAGAUCGAAGGCUGGAGCUCUGACUCGGACAGCGACCUGAGCGAAGGCGCUAUACUGCAGUUGCACGCCAGGGGGCGCCGCUCCACUCGCUCCGGCAGAGACGGCGGCGCCGCCACACCCGGACCGCAGGCUAACACAGUUAUCGGUCGCCACAGUGAUUCCGACCACUCGUCCUCGUCCUCGUCCUCUCUGGCCGGACCUGACGUUUCUGGUAGCGAACAACUGGACCCGGAUGGGCGGGGUUCACAGAGGCGGAGAGGGGCGGGUCCACGUGCGUCUGCGUUCUUAUUGGACCUCGUUAACGAGGAUUCCGACUCCAGCGGAUUCUGGCUGGACCCUAUGCCCCGCCCACGUUCACCCAGCCCACGUUCACCCAGCCCACGCGAAAGAGUCUCCAGCCUGUCUAGCCAUGCCUCUUCUGCAGGCCACGCCUCCACUUCCAGCUCCUCCCCCAGCUCCUCCUCGUCUAGCUCGUCUUCCAGUAGCGAGGGGGAUGAGGCGGAGCUGCGGCGUAGCAGCAUGCGCCAGCGUAACGCAGCCAGAAGGAGGCGCCACUCACAUUUCUCCGCCCAAGACCCCGCCCAAGACCCCGCCCACUCUCUGCAGAGCGCCACAGAUUACAGCAGCUACCCUAAAAUCUCCAUCCACGAUCACACGUCGUCAUCGUCCUCCUCAGGAGACGAGGGACGGCCAGUCAGGAGCCGAGGCAAGGAAGAGAGGCGUGGCCUGACGUCUAGCCCCACCCCUUCUCCAUCUCGAGUUAGGGUACGAGGCCUUUCAGUCCCUCCAGGCAGUGACCCCCAGCAUGUGAAGAGGGUGGAGUCAAGGAUGGGCUGGAGGGCGGAGCUAGAGGAGGCGGGAAAAAGUAGUGAUGAUGGAAACGAAGCACGCGGCGCUAAGGCAGCACUGGACGUAGUGCAAAGCGGCUCAGGCGCUAAAGGCAGCGCUGACGCUCACGAUGAGAACCCUACAGACUCAACUCUCCCAAGAUGCUCCAGGGAAGGGGCGGAGCCAGAGCCAGCGGCAUCCAGGAGCCAGAAACGGACACGUUUGGGGGCCAGAGAGGAGGAGGAGAAAGAGGAGGAGCCUCCAUCAGAGAAGAAGUUCAAGACAUGAUGAUGAUGAUGAUGAUGAUGAUGAUGAUGAUGAUGAUGUCAGCAGAAAUGGACUCGCUGAUUGGUUGAUUGAACUUUUGAGUGGUUUGUUGGUUCAUUUUGAGACUGUUUUUUUGUUCUAGUUCAGUGUUUGAUUAUUAAGCUUAGACAGGUCAGCACACAAACAUACAAACCGAACUUUGUAGAACCUCGACGGAGGUGGGAGUGCCGGGUGGUCUUUUUCUCUCUUUUCUCUCUCUGCUUAUUUUCUUUAGAGCUAAUAUCAAUAAAAAACAGGUAAACGUCUUUAAGCUACUGUUUUCAUCGUAUCUGCUCUUUAAACUGAGCUGUAGAACACCACUAAUAAGCUGAAUCUCAAAGACUUUUAUUAUGCUUUCUUCUAGGGAUGCACCAAUAAAAGUCCUGAUAACCCAUAUUUAGCCCGGUAGAAAUGAAAAGGUGCUGCAUUUGGAUUUACUUGGUUUAAAUGUGGGCACUAUUUCUAUAGGAAACUUACAUCCGGCUAUCAAGAAAUAACAGUAAACGGUGCAUUUCAGGCAUUUUUAACAGGUUAAAUGCUUGUUUUCUCACUAAUCUGCCUUAUAAUUUGGUUAUGAUACAAAAUGAAUCAAUAUGGUGCAGAUUUACUCAGUGUUUUGGUUAUUAGCACCCCUAUUCUCUCUCUUUCUCUCUCUCUCUCUCUCUUUCUCUCUCUCUCUAUCUCACCCCCUCCCACAUGCACUCAGUAGGUAAUUCUCGUAUCUGAGGGCUUUUACUCUGGAGUUGGGACCCCAGCGAUGACACUAAAUAUCUAAAAAUAUUAGGGAUAAAAAAGAAGAAACGAAACCAGCCUGUCAUGUAGUGCGUUCACUUCAUUUUUUUUUCCUUUUUUAAAGCAUUUUAGUAAAUAAGAACUGUGUAAAGUUGAGUUUGAGUGUUUGUUUUUGAUUCAUCACACAGUCUGAGUGCCACGUCCACACGUUCGGCCGUCCUGCUGGACUCUUUAACGCUGGGCCCGCUCCCCUCGAGCCUGGACUGGCCGUCAGUUUGCGCGCGCGUGUGUGUUUUUGCAGGUCUGUGUGAUUCUAGAGUGAUUUCUCCUGUGUUUUCUGGUAGGGGUGUUAACAGUCAGCGACGAUGCUGUUUCCACGGUAACCGUGUCCAGCUGCAGCAUCAGCAACAUUAAAGUUUUGAGUUUCAGUGUUCCUA